UCGCAGAACAGCCCCGCCCCUCCUCCACCGGACCUCUGCCUCCUCUACUCGCCGGACAUUAGCACUCAUCAGCGGCCAUGGCCCGGAGGUUCUUCGUGGGAGGAAACUGGAAGAUGAACGGCGACAAGGAGAGUUUAGAGGCGCUCAUCGGCAGCCUGAAUGCCGCCAACCUGCACGACGACACCGAGGUGGUUUGCGCGGCCCCUUCCGUCUACCUGAACUUUGUUCGCUCCCAUCUGGACCCCCGCAUCAGCGUUGCGGCCCAGAACUGCUACAAGGUAGCCAAGGGAGCGUUUACAGGGGAGAUCAGCCCGGCCAUGAUCAAGGACUGCGGUGCGGACUGGGUACUUCUGGGACAUUCGGAGCGCCGCCACGUGUUUGGUGAAAGCGACGAGCUGAUUGGCCAAAAGGUGGCUCACGCUCUGCAAAGUGGCCUUUGCAUGAUCGCAUGCAUCGGGGAGACACUGGAAGAGCGCGAGAGCGGCACCACCGAAGACGUCGUGUACGCUCAGACGCAAGCCAUCGCAGACAAUGUGACGGACUGGGCCAAAGUUGUUUUAGCCUAUGAGCCCGUGUGGGCCAUCGGCACGGGCAGGACGGCCUCACCUGAGCAGGCUCAGGAGGUCCACGAGAAACUCAGGGCGUGGCUCAGAGCCAACGUGGCAGACGAUGUGGCCGACUCGGUGCGCAUCAUCUAUGGAGGUUCCGUCACGGCAGCCAACUGCAGAGAGUUGGCGUCUCAGGAGGAUGUGGACGGCUUCCUGGUGGGCGGCGCCUCGCUGAAGCUGGAGUUUGUUGACAUCGUCAACGCGCGCGCUUGAGAGAAACGAGACCUUCGCCAAGGCUCAAGUUUAUGGAGGGCUCCUUAAGAGGCGCUCGAUAGGCUUCCUUAAUGAACAUGUUAGAAAUGUUUAAGUAGAUCACUACACAUUGAUGUAAUCACACUGCAUUUAGCUACAAAGACUGAUCGCGAUGCUAUUUUGUCAUUAAAGGCCUACUGAAAUGAAAUCUUUUUAUUUAAACGGGGGUAGCAGAUCCAUUCUAU
Messenger RNA from Entelurus aequoreus (snake pipefish), 1045 nucleotides. Its product is annotated as triosephosphate isomerase. Bases 78 to 821 code for a protein of 247 amino acids. Gene Ontology annotation, cellular component: cytosol. Gene Ontology annotation, biological process: glycerol catabolic process; glycolytic process; gluconeogenesis. The record is from RefSeq and is a predicted model, not a curated record. Gene Ontology annotation, molecular function: triose-phosphate isomerase activity. The transcript has 7 exons. NCBI's taxonomy places the organism in Eukaryota, Metazoa, Chordata, Actinopteri, Syngnathiformes, Syngnathidae.